This is a messenger RNA of Pimephales promelas (fathead minnow), 3872 nucleotides long. RefSeq names its product VPS41 subunit of HOPS complex (gene vps41). Gene Ontology annotation, biological process: macroautophagy; endosomal vesicle fusion; vesicle-mediated transport. NCBI's taxonomy places the organism in Eukaryota, Metazoa, Chordata, Actinopteri, Cypriniformes, Leuciscidae. Gene Ontology annotation, molecular function: protein binding. Gene Ontology annotation, cellular component: late endosome; HOPS complex. The record is from RefSeq and is a predicted model, not a curated record.
UUGUCAUGUGACCCGGUGUACAUGAUAAUGAACAUCGCAUGACUAGCUACGCUGGUUUAUAUUGUGCCAAAUAACGUUAACUGAUUUGAGUGUUAAUAAAAAUUAUUUACGUUGUUGACAGACCAUAUAUUGAUAGACGAAGACUAAAUUUGUCAUAUUAUAGCACAUCUGGAGGCUGUAUCAUGGCGGAAGUGGAGGAGCAGGGAAGAAAACUAAGUGAAGAAUCAACAGAUGAAUCAGAGGAGGAGGACACGGAGGAGGAGCCUAAACUGAAGUACGAGAGGCUGACCAAUGGCGUGACAGAGAUCUUGCAGAAGGAUGCGGCCAGCUGCAUGACGGUGCAUGACAAGUUCCUGGCUCUUGGGACACACUUUGGGAAGGUUUACCUUCUGGAUAUCCAAGGAAAUGUUACACAGAAGUUUGAAAUUAGUCCAGUGAAAAUAAACCAGAUUAGUUUGGAUGAGAGCGGUGAUCAUGUUGGCGUCUGCUCUGAGGAUGGAAAGGUACAAGUGUUCGGCCUGUACACCAGGGAGGGCUUCCACGAAAACUUUGACUGCCCGAUCAAGGUUAUGGCGCUACACCCUCAAUUCAUCAAGUCCAACAAUAAGCAGUUUGUGACUGGAGGAAAUAAGCUUUUGCUUUAUGAGAGGAACUGGCUGAACCGUUGGAAGACCUCUGUUCUGCAUGAAGGAGAGGGAAACAUAACCAAUGUGAAGUGGAGAGGCAACCUCAUUGCCUGGGCAAACAAUGUGGGUGUGAAAAUCUAUGACAUCGCCAGUAAACAGCGCAUCACUAAUGUGUUGCGGGACAACACAAGUCUAAGGCCGGAUAUGUAUCCCUGCAGUCUUUGCUGGAAAGACAACACCACACUGAUCAUCGGAUGGGGCUCUUCUGUUAAGAUAUGUGCUGUUAAAGAGCGUGACCCGACAGAGAUGAGAGAUCUACCCAGUCGCUACGUUGAGAUUGUGUCAGCAUUUGAGACCGAGUUCUUCAUUAGUGGACUGGCGCCUUUAGCAGAUCAGCUAGUCACUCUGUACUAUGUCAAAGAAAGCUCUGAGGACAUGGAGGAAGAGUUCAGAACACGGCCUCGUUUAGACAUCAUCCAGCCGUUACCCGAGGGCUGUGAGGAGAUCUCAUCCGAUGCUCUCACUGUACGCAACUUCCAGGAGAACCAGUGCAGGGACUACAGGCUCGAACACUCAGAGGGAGAGUCUCUAUUCUAUAUAAUCAGUCCUAAAGACAUUGUAGUGGCUAAAGAAAGAGACCAGGAUGACCACAUCGACUGGCUUCUGGAGAAGAAGAAAUAUGAGGAAGCACUGAUGGCUGCAGAGAUCAGCUUCAAAAACAUUAAACGUCAUGACGUACAGAAAAUUGGAAUGGCGUACAUUAAUCAUCUGGUGGAGAGAGGAGAUUAUGACACGGCUGCCAGAAAGUGUCAAAAAGUGCUUGGAAAGAACAUGGAUCUCUGGGAGAAUGAGGUGUACAGGUUCAAAACCAUUGGACAGCUGAAAGCGAUCAGUCAGUACUUACCAAGAGGAGACCUACGUCUUAGACCAGCGAUUUAUGAGAUGAUCCUUCAUGAGUUCCUCAAGACUGAUUAUGAGGGUUUUGCCACACUGAUUCGUGAAUGGCCAGGAGAGCUGUAUAACAACAUGGCUAUAGUUCAGGCAGUGAAUGAACACCUGAAGAAGGACCAAACCAACAGCAUUCUCCUCACCACACUGGCUGAGCUGUACACGUAUGAUCAGCGUUACGAUCGCGCUCUGGAGAUCUACCUGAAACUGAGACAUAAAGAUGUUUACCAGCUCAUUCACAAACACAACCUCUUCUCCUCCAUCAAGGACAAGAUUGUCCUGCUCAUGGAUUUUGACAAAGAGAAAGCUGUUGACAUGCUGCUGGAUAAUGAAGAUAAAAUAUCGAUCGACAAAGUGGUGGAUGAAUUAAAAGACAGACCUGAGCUGUUACAUGUGUAUUUGCACAAGCUGUUUAAGCGAGACCACCAUAAGGGGCAGAAGUACCAUGAGAGGCAGAUCAGUUUGUAUGCGGAGUUUGACCGACCCAACCUACUGCCCUUCCUCAGGGAAAGCAUGCACUGCCCGCUGGAGAAGGCUUUGGAAAUCUGUCAGCAGAGGCACUUUGUAGAAGAGACGGUCUUCCUGCUCAGUCGAAUGGGAAACUGCAGACGUGCCCUACAGAUGAUCAUGGAGGAGCUGGCGGAUGUGGACAAGGCCAUCGAGUUUGCCAAAGAGCAGGAUGACCGAGAACUCUGGGAGGAUCUCAUCUCUUACUCCAUAGACAAACCACCGUUCAUCACAGGCCUCUUGAAUAACAUCGGAACCCACGUGGACCCCAUCCUGCUCAUUCACCGCAUUAAAGAAGGGAUGGAGAUUCCUAACCUCAGAGACUCUCUGGUCAAAAUCCUACAGGACUACAAUCUACAGAUCUUACUGAGAGAGGGCUGUAAGAAGAUCCUGGUGGCCGAUUCGCUGUCUCUUCUACAGAGGAUGCACAGGACACAGAAGAGAGGAGUGCGGGUGGAUGAGGAAAAUAUCUGUGAAUCCUGCCACACUCCUAUUCUACCACCAGACACGGCUCAAGCGUUUGGUGUGGUGGUUUUUCACUGCAGACACAUGUUCCACAAGGAGUGUCUCCCAUCCCCAGGAACUGUUCUAGGAACACAGUAUUGUAACAUCUGCAGUGCAAAGCGGAGAGGCCCGGGCAGUGGCAUACUGGAUAUGAAGAAAUAAUCAUUCUACUAGAAUUACAGUUACACAUUUACCACACACUCAUUAGAAACAGUUACAAAUGCAAUGAUUAAAUGAGCUUCCCUUUAGUAACAGUAUUUAUUAAUCCAAGCUUGUGAUCUUCGUGUUAGAUUGUUUGACACAAACAGCGCCAAUAAAAUACUCACAAUAAAAGAUAUGGUGCAACAUAUCCUUUUUCAUCAAAUCUCAAGGUCCACUAAGAAAUCUGAUUGCUAAAAGUUACUGUCUUUUAGUACGAUUCAAAAUGCUUAUUACCUCUAGUAAUUUUUACUGAUGUAAUAUACUUCAAAUUCAGAGACAUUUUUACAAUAGUUGUUCAGAUAAUGAAACAACCCAGCAGUGUUUAUCCGGUCAGAAAAAUAACAUGGUGAGUCUGAGAGGUUUUGGCGGGGAUUCUGAUACUAACUAUACGCGUACAUUUAUAGUUUAACAUGGCAAAACAGCUCCACACAUAAACAGGAACGCAUUUGACACUGCAUAUUUCAUAGCAAUGACCGCAGCGCCCUCUACAGGCCACAGCAAGAAAAAUACAAAUACACAUCAAACCAGAAACAUGAUGUGAGAUUAGAAAGGUUAAACUUUAAUAAUGUUUCGUCAAUCAUCAUGGAAUCAAAUAAAAUGAGGAGAGGAACAUGGAUGAAAAGGUUAAAGGGACAUUGUUAGAGAACAUCCAUUAUUCGCAAUAUAUCGACAAACUAGCGCAGAACUACAUUCUCAGAGGGUUACGGUGGCUUUUUUUUUUUACUCCUCACGAGUGGUAAGAAUCAAAUCAAACAGGCUUUACCUGCAACACGACAAGGAAGUGCCUUCCAGAACGCAUUCUCUAAAUAUAUAUGUAUACAUCUCCCCCAACACUUUAGUAUUUUAGUUUCUUCAACAUUAAGGCCACUUUAAAAAAUUAAUUUGAAGACCUGACAAGGGGAGGAAAAAAUAUCAUUUUCAAGUUUAAAGUUGAAACGCUGAAUCGCUCAUCUUUGGCUGGACUGGUGUUAAUUCCUGUAGCCAAUCAGAGCCCAGGACCUGGUCGACAUGGUAACCACAGAUAUGCAACUGAGGUAGUCUCCCCUCUAUUGCCCAAACCGAAAACUCCCAGUUUUGUCAUCACAU